UACCUUCUUCUCACAAUCAGACCCUUCAUUGCUUCCCACACACUUACUUUUGUCCUACCAGGUACUAUGACCCCCGGUACAUGACCAGGGAGCAGGGUCAGAUGUUGAUCAUCCCACGUGUGAGGGAGUUAGACAAUGGAGAGUACUGCUGCAUUGCAAGUAAUGGUAUUGGAGAGCCAGCCAAGAGUUGUGGAGCGCUGCAGCUUAAGAUGAAGCCACAGAUUAAACGCCACCCUACCAAUGUGACCCUUCUGAUAGAAUCCAAGGCAGUUUUGCCUUGUGUCACACUUGGUAACCCCAAACCUGAUGUCACCUGGCUAAAAGAUGAUGAGCUCAUCAAGAUCACUGACCGUGUCACCAUUCUUGACUAUGGUGCACUGAAGAUACAUAACAUCCAGAAGGAGGAUGCUGGACAGUAUCGCUGUGUCGCCAGGAACAGCUUUGGUUUGGCCUUUUCAAAGCCUGUAACCAUAGAGGUCCAGGCCCCUGCACGAAUCCUACGAGUUCCAAAGGAAAAGAGGGUUGCAUAUGGAAGCCAGAUUUCCCUGGAGUGUAACGCCACUGGAAACCCAAUCCCCACCAUCACCUGGCUUGAAAACGGGAAUACUAUCUCAGGAGCAUCAGUUGAGGAGACUUUGACAGGAGAAGUAAUCCUGUCGGUUCUUAAGGUGACAGUGAAUAAGCCUGCUCUGUACACGUGUUUGGCCUCCAACAGACACAGCGCAGGAGCCAACACAGUGAAGGCAACUGCAAGAGUCACUGUGGCAGAAUGGAGACUCUACAAGGGCAUCUCAGGUUACUGCAGUGCAUACCGAGGAGAUGUCUGUCGUAACAACCUGCAGGAUGAUCUCCUGGUUUUCUUCAAUUCCUCCCUAUCGGACCCCGAGGACAUGCAGGAGUACCUGGUUCAGAGCUGGUGGACAGAGCUGGAGGGACUCAGUAUGCUGUGUAGCCCUGCAAUACGCUCACUGCUCUGCCACUCCUCUUUCCCUGACUGCAACCCAUCAGGGUUAGGACCGGCACCCAAACCUGUCUGCAGAGAGCACUGCCUGGCAGUAAAGGAACUGUACUGCCACAAGGAGUGGAUGAUGCUUGAGGGCAGCAGCUCAGUCCAGCCUGGCUUCUUCAGCUCUCUAACUGGAUCUCACAAACCAAAUUCAUUGCUGCCCAACUGUCAGGCUUUGCCAAGUCUUCACACAGACCCUGAUGCUUGUACACAUGUCCCUUUUGUAGACAUCAAGAGGGAUCAAAUUACAACAACCUGUUACAAUGACAGAGGCCGUUUCUACCAAGGCCACAUUAAUGUGACAAGGUCUGGGACACCGUGUCAGUCAUGGAGCCAACAGGUUCCCCAUCAGCACCGCCUGUCUGUGGAUGUGAUUCCAGAGUUGAAGAACUCAGACAAUUUCUGUCGGAAUCCCGGAGGAAUCAGUGACAAGCCGUGGUGUUUCACUUCUAAUCCCAAUAUACGCUGGGAGUACUGUCUUGUGCCACAGUGUGGAGAGAUGAGCAUGGUACCAGUGAUGAAAUCUGAAGCACCAGGCCCGCGUCAGACGACUCGCCUCCCACCAAUGUCAUCGUCUCCAGCUUACUCCAUGUCUGUCAUCGUCAUCGCCCUAACAUCAAUCGCAGUUGCUGUCUUCCUCACUAUCGUCAUCCUUGCCUGCCGCAGACAAAGGAAGCAGUGGAGAAACCGGAAGAGAGCCAUGGAGACCCCAACACUGAGUGCUCUUCCCUCAGAGCUCCUCCUGGAUCGACUCCACCCUAACCCCAUGUACCAGAGGGUUCCCCUGCUACUGAACUCAAAGCUGCUGGCCCUGGAGUAUCCCAGGAAUAAUAUCCAAUAUGUUAGAGAUAUUGGAGAGGGAGCCUUUGGACGGGUUUUCCAAGCCAGAGCACCUGGCCUGCUGCCAAUGGAGUCUUUCACAAUGGUGGCUGUGAAGAUGCUGAAGGAGGAAGCCUCAGCUGACAUGCAGAAUGACUUUCAGAGAGAGGCUGCACUGAUGGCCGAGUUUGACCAUCCAAACAUCGUACGACUCUUAGGUGUGUGUGCAGUGGGUAAACCCAUGUGUCUGAUGUUUGAGUACAUGGCCCACGGGGACCUCAAUGAGUUCCUGCGCCGGAGAUCUCCGUCACAAUCUGUACGCACCCUCAGCCGCGCCAGCCUGUCAGGACGCAGUUUUUCCCUGGAGAUGGAAGCUGUGUCUCUCUCCUGCACUGAGCAGUUAUCGAUUUCUAAGCAGAUAGCGGCAGGAAUGGCCUACCUAUCAGAGCGCAAGUUCGUCCAUCGUGACCUUGCAACCAGAAACUGCUUAGUCGGGGAGGAUAUGAUUGUGAAGAUCGCUGACUUUGGCCUCUCCAGGAACAUCUAUUCAGCAGAUUACUACAAAGCCAAUGAGAAUGAUGCCAUCCCCAUUCGCUGGAUGCCCCCAGAGUCGAUUUUCUACAACCGCUACACCACUGAAUCAGACGUGUGGGCCUACGGUGUGGUGUUAUGGGAGAUUUUCUCCAAUGGCAUGCAGCCGUACUAUGGAAUGGGUCAUGAGGAGGUUAUCUAUUAUGUGCGUGAUGGUCAUAUCCUCUCCUGUCCCGAGAACUGUCCUCUGGAGCUGUACAAUCUGAUGAGGCUCUGUUGGAGCACACACCCUUCAGAUAGACCAAGCUUCAGCAGUAUACAUCGAAUACUGGAACGUAUGCAUCAGAACACGUUAAGCGUGAAUGCUGAAACUGAGGCAGACUGCUAACCACAGAACUUUUCAGUCAUUGUGAUUCAUUUCUUUCACGUCAGACAGUUGGAUUUCUUUUAUUAUGUCUUCAUUUUAAGCUUUAAAGCCGUCACAAACAGGGUGAGAACUACAAAUAUACUUUUUAUAAAGAGAAUGCAACAAAAUUUCUUCUUCAGCAACCAAUAAAAAAAUGAACGGUCACCUCUGAUUCCACAGUGGCACACACUCACUUUAAAGCAUUACUGUUGAUUGUUUUAAUAGACAAGUCGCUAUUCCAUUUUUGGGGCAUUUUUAUGUUAAUUCUGUGUCGUUUAUUUAAUCUGUUAUUGGUUUUUGUCUUUCUCUUGUUAAUAAAAAUAUCUUAUUAAACUUAAUACUAUCCAAAUUCACCUGACAAGGCCAAAGUCCUAUUUCAAGAAACUAAAAGCCAGCAAAAAAUAACACCCGAAUUGCGUCAACACGCAGUACAAAAUGGGGUACGAAAAAAAAUAUUAUUAACCUUCUUGAAACAAGAAUAAUGUCCUUAUUCAAUUUUUGAUCAAAUUAAAACGUUUUUUUCUAUCAAAAGUAUUUUUAAGUACAUUCUGCUGGACUGGUCAGGUCAGUGUGACUUGUAUUAAGUUUGAUGAGAUACUUUUUUUUUUUAUUAGAAAUUAUACAAAAAAUACUUGCUUGGUUUUGAGUUUUUGCAGUGCAGAAACCUUGAGCAGAACCAGACUCAUUGGUGUACUGCCAUCUGCCAGAACUUGAUGGACUUGAUGAAAAAAAGUGGCAGUUUUGUUUGUGACUUACGGUCAACACUUCCCCAAUGUUCAAAAGUAUCCUCAUUAUCAAAAUUAAUAAAUAAGCAUAAUGUCAGAAGUGACCCAAGGAUACAAACUCUCCUUCUGGUCAAGCUUGGCCCUCUGGUUUCAUUUAAACUGAGGCAAAUUUAAUGGGGCAUAUUAUUUCACACUUUCAGUACCAUCAGCACACUGUCGUUCAUUUUAUGUGACAUAUUCGGUUUACUCAAAACUCUGUCUUGACUUUAUUUGGUGAAGAUAAUACAAGGAAAUUUUUUUAUAAAUGAGAGAAAAUGUUUAUGAUAUCAAAUAUAAAUAUUUCACAUAAAUGUUUAAAUCCUUUAUAAAUUAUGUGUGAUGUUAACCUUUUGUUAUUUGUUACGCAACAUACUGA
Molecule: messenger RNA, 3902 nt
Organism: Notolabrus celidotus (New Zealand spotty)
Lineage: Eukaryota; Metazoa; Chordata; Actinopteri; Labriformes; Labridae
Gene: musk
Product: muscle, skeletal, receptor tyrosine kinase
Exons: 15
Coding region: 81-2744 (887 amino acids)
Biological process (GO): positive regulation of kinase activity; cell surface receptor protein tyrosine kinase signaling pathway; protein phosphorylation
Cellular component (GO): signaling receptor complex
Molecular function (GO): ATP binding; protein binding; transmembrane receptor protein tyrosine kinase activity
Source: RefSeq, a predicted model, not a curated record